Molecule: messenger RNA, 1819 nt
Organism: Phragmites australis (common reed)
Lineage: Eukaryota; Viridiplantae; Streptophyta; Magnoliopsida; Poales; Poaceae
Product: probable protein phosphatase 2C 20
Exons: 13
Coding region: 257-1624 (455 amino acids)
Biological process (GO): protein dephosphorylation
Molecular function (GO): cation binding; protein serine/threonine phosphatase activity
Source: RefSeq, a predicted model, not a curated record
CGACGAUGCUUUGCGUUGCACACUUGCACUUGCUGCUCUUCUCGGUGUUCUCGGGGUGUUGCGUGCUGCUGUGAUGAUGCUUUCGUGCCAUUCUUGAAUUUCUCCAUCGUACGCUGUGUUCUUGCUGCGGUUGCACACAUCGAUCCGUGCGUUUGUUGCUGCGACUUGGCUCUGGAGUUGGUGGUCGUUUCGUUGCAGUAGAGGCGGACGAGCACCUGAGAGGCCGAGAGUUCGUCCAUGGAAAGCAAACCCUGCUAUGGGUGCAUCUAACAGCCGUCCUGUUACAACAAAGUUUACUGAAGGAGGAGAAAAUGACAGAAUUAGGUAUGCAGCAUCAACUAUGCAAGGUUGGCGUAAGAACAUGGAAGAUGCUAGUGCAGUUGUCCCAGAUCUAGAUCACCUCACAUCUUUCUUUGGUGUUUAUGAUGGCCAUGGAGGUUUGAUCUUGAUUAGCUUGUGGCUCGAGAUCCCCAACCCACCACCACCGCCGGUGUGCUUCUGGUGGGUCGUCGGUGAGCCACCAUCGCCGGCCGAGAUGGAGGUCGCCAUCCACCCGCCCCCGUUGCUCCCAGCCCUGCUCCGCCUCCCAGGCACCCCCGACGUCGCGCUCCACCUCCUCGAGUGGGACCCCGUCGUGUCCCCCAUCGCAGUGUCACCUGGAGUUGAAGUAGCAUUGCUUUGUGCGCGGCAAUUUCAUAAUGAGCUUCUCAACCAUCCAGACUAUGAAACCAAUGUGACUAAUGCACUGGAGAGUGCGUUUUUAAGAAUGGAUGAGCUGUUGAAACAAUCAGAAGAAUGGAGGGAAUUACUUUAUCCUCGUGGUAACAAUUUGAUACAGUUUCUCAGGACUGGUGUUUGUGCUAACCAUUGGCCCUUCCCACAGGCACCCCCUUACGUACCGCCAAAACUAACAGGGAGCACAGCAUGCGUAGCUGUCAUUAGAGGCGACCAGAUCAUUGUUGGAAAUGUUGGUGAUUCUCGUUGCGUAGUAUCAAGAAAUGGUCAGGCAAUUGCAUUAUCCACUGAUCACAAACCACUCAAUCGGGAUGAAAAGCUGAGAAUUCAAAAGGCAGGAGGGCGGGUAAUCAGGGAUACACGUCUUGUAUUGGUACGCGGACGACUAAGCACACAACGGUCGGGCAUCCCUCGGGUUCAAGGAAUGUUAGCCAUGUCUAGAGCGAUUGGUGAUUUUGAAUUCAAGCAGAACACGGCUUUGACUCCUGCAGAACAAAUGGUGACAUGUACUCCAGACUUGAUCAACUUCGAGAUAACUGAAGAUACUGAGUUUCUGGUCAUAGCAAGUGAUGGUAUCUGGGACUGUAUGACAAAUCAGGGUGUGGUUGAUUUUGUACGCGAGAACUUAAGAUCUGGGAUGACUGAUCUGCGUGUCAUCUGCGAGAGGCUUGUUGAUCGUGGCCUGCCGUCGGCUGACAACGCGACUGCCAUACUGGUUCAGUUCAAGAACUCCAGAAGGCUCCCUCCCCUGACCGAGGACGAUGGCGAAGACAAGGAGAAGGACGGCGACGUUGACAACGCCCUGGGCACCGCGGCCAACGAACAGCAACCCCGAGCCCCUGCACCUGAAACCACCGAAGAACAGACCCUCCUGAGUGAUGAGAUAUAGAAGCUUAGUUGCCGAGUUUGAGUUUGAGUAUCUGCAGGUUUUCCUCUUCGUCGAAGACAGUAUAAUGCCACCGUGAAGGAUGAUAACCUUUUAGCAGUUUUCUCUUACUCUAGUAAUGAUGUGUGUGCUGGGUACGUUCCAGAGGAGAUUUUGCUUCAGAACCACAUAAAUUCAUGCGACUUUGCUGUUCGAUCU